Messenger RNA from Solea senegalensis (Senegalese sole), 4550 nucleotides. It is a transcript of the gene ghra, whose product is annotated as growth hormone receptor a. Gene Ontology annotation, molecular function: protein binding. Bases 310 to 2220 code for a protein of 636 amino acids. The record is from RefSeq and is a predicted model, not a curated record. NCBI's taxonomy places the organism in Eukaryota, Metazoa, Chordata, Actinopteri, Pleuronectiformes, Soleidae. The transcript is spliced from 10 exons.
ACACACACACACACACAGACUCUCAGUCUACCGGACCUUUUGGCUCGGUGGUGUGUGUUCCUGUUCGCGCGCGCGUGUGUGUGUCUGUGAGCGAGAGAGCAUGUGUGUGUGUUGAAAUUGGGCUGUUGAUGAUAAAGUGAGUCGCAGAGAAAACAAGAAAUCGUCCGCAGGAAACCGGCACUGAUGUGGAAGUCUCGACCCGGACUGGAUCUUCGUCUUCGGGGUGCAGGACUUCCCGUGUCCGUCGGUGCUCGCGCUGGACAUCAAAUGACUACAUUCUGAAAAGUCGACCAGCGCUGUAAUAACAUCAUGGCUGCCUCUUCUCCCUCCUGGAAUCUCCGGCUCCUUCUCCUGAUCUCGUCCCUGGGUGGGCUCGUCACGCCAGGUUCUGCAUUUCUUUCAGACUGGAGCCGCUGGACAUCAUCAGCUCCUCUGGAGCCUCAUUUCACUGGGUGUGUAUCAAGGGACCAGGAGACGUUUCGUUGUUGGUGGAGUCCGGGGGUCUUCCACAACCUGUCCUCUCCUGGAGCACUCCGAGUCUUCUACCUGAAGAAAGAGUCUGUAAACAGUGAGUGGAAAGAGUGUCCACAUUAUGUCUAUUCAAACAGAGAGUGCUUCUUCGAUACAAAUGACACGUCCAUCUGGAUCACCUACUGCAUGCAGCUGCGCAGCCAAAACGUCACCUUCUAUAAUGAAGAUGAUUGUUUUACUGUGGAAAAUAUAGUGCGUCCCGACCCCCCAGUCUCUCUCAACUGGACCCUCCUGAACAUGAGUCCCUCUGGUGUAAGUUAUGAUGUCAUGGUCAAAUGGAAGCCCCCGCCCAAUGCAGAUAUCGCCAUGGGCUGGAUGCGCGUUGAGUACGAAAUCCAGUACCGGGAGAUAAACGGAACGCACUGGGAAGCACUGGAGAUGCAGCAACACAAUCAGCAGACAAUCUUUGGUCUGCUCAUUGAAAAAGAGUAUGAAGUGCACAUCCGCUGCAGGAUGCUGGGUUUCUCCAAAUUCGGAGAGUUCAGCGACUCCGUCUUCAUCCAAGUCAGCGAGGUUCCAAGCAGAGAGACCACUUAUGCAUUCACCAUCGUCGUCGUUUUCGGGAUUGUGGGCGUCCUCGUUCUCAUCAUGCUCAUUGUUGUCUCUCAGCAGCACAGAUUCAUGAUGAUUCUGCUGCCACCAGUUCCUGCACCGAAAAUUAAAGGCAUCGAUUCGGAGAUGUUGAAGAAUGGGAAGCUGGAUGAGCUGAAUUUGAUCCUGAGCGGUGGAGGUAUGGGUGGCUUGUCCACUUAUGCGCCAGAUUUCUACCAAGACGAGCCAUGGGUGGAGUUCAUCGAGGUGGAUGCCGAGGAUGCAGACACUGGGGAGAAAGAGGACCAGCAGGCCUCAGACACACAGAGACUUCUUGGUCUGCCUCAGCCUUCGAGCCAAGGAUUUUCCAACACCAUUAGCUUUCCUGACGAUGACUCAGGCAGGGCCAGUUGUUACGAUCCAGAUCUGCUCGAACAAGACACCUUAAUUCCGCUGGCCACGCUGCGGCCAGGCCCACCUGACGACAGAGAAGCUUCGCUCAGUGAUGUGGAAGCUCAGAAGUCAGAGAAGAAAGACAUGGCCCUCGCCCAAACCCAGAACGCAGGGCCCCAAACCUGGGUCAACACAGACUUCUAUGCCCAGGUCAGCAAUGUUAUGCCCUCUGGAGGUGUGGUGCUGUCUCCUGGCCAACAGCUCAGAAGCCAGGAAGGCGCGUCGGCCAUGCAGGAGGAAACACAGAAAAAGGGAAAAGACAGCAAAGCAGGCGACGAGACAGAGGAAAAAAAGCAGAAAGAGCAGCAGUUCGAGCUGCUGGUUGUGGAUCCCGAUGGAAGCGGUUAUAUCACAGAGAGCAAUGCCCAGCAGAGCAGCACUCCCAUUAUCUCCCCAAUACCUGGUGAGGGUCACCAAACCCUACGGCCUCAACCAGUGGAGCCCAAACCUGCAGCUGCAGCUGCAGCUGCAGCUGAGGAUAACCAAUCCCCUUACAUUGUUUCUGACUCUCCCUUCACCCAGUUCAACGCUCCUGUUUCAGACUACACAGUAGUACAGGAGGUGGAUACUCAGCAUAGUCUGCUUCUCAACCCGCCUUCCCGCCAGUCUCCCCCUCCCUGCCUGCCACAGCACCCCCUCAAAUCCCUACCCGCCAUGCCUGUAGGGUACGUCACCCCAGACCUGCUGGGGAACCUGUCACCGUGAAAAGACCGAUGCCGUUUUGAUCUGUUGGUGCCAGUUGUGUUAACCAGGAAGCCCACUGCACUCACAAAAAGCCUGUUGCUUCUUAAUUUGUGCUGGAAAACCAAAUAACGCGACCGUGUGGGUUGAGAUUGUACAGGUGACUGUCGAGAGGGGGUGUCGAAAGGGAGACGUGCUAAGGCGCGCGUCGCGUCGCUGACUCUUGCACACCGUCUACAUCCAUACAUUUCACACAGAAGCUACCAAAAAGUGCACGUUUUAAAAUCAAAAACACAGUUUCCUCUGUCCGUUGACGUAAAAUUACACACAUAAAUGGUAGAGACUGUGACUAGAGAAUGAGUCCAUUAGCUUAGUUAAUUAGCAUUAGCUCUCCGCUAACUUCCUUGGAUAGUAUUACAUGUAAGUGUAACUGUGUAAAGAGCAGCAUAAGUCGGUGACACGUCAGUGCGCGAUUGAUCGGGAGGAGAAAAAGCACAUCGCUAUAACGUGAAGAUUUCAUUGCUGUCGUUGAUUUUGUUUUGCUGGCAGAGAUGCUUUACUCUAAAUCGUGGCUUAUUUUAUAUAUUCUUAUAUUUCUUAUUUCAUCUUAUUAGUACUUAACCAGAGAUAUAUUUUUAUAUGAAAAGGCAUUAAGACAAAGGAUAAAUCUGCCCCCCCCCCGAAACACAGCUGAAAGCACAACUAUGCAGUUUAACUUCGCAUUCCGGCCUCCAUUUUUGUUUGGCGCUGUGUUCGUUUCUCAACUGAUGUUGAUUUUAACAUGCGGUAAGACUAACACACAGACAUGGAUUACCAUGACAACAAAUGCCAUCAACAAAUAAUGUACUAUUAUCGUCACUCUUUGAAGGCAUUCUGGAAAGUGAAAAACUACUCAAAUGAAAAUUGAGGCGAUACAUAAAAGGGAAAUGACAAGAUUUUAUCUACACAUCCCAACAUGAAAUUCAUUUUUUUUUGUGGCCACAGUUUUGUUGUUUAGAUUUUAUUUUGCUUUGUAGACCGUACUGUAAACAACACCUAUCUUUGUUGUAGCACGUGUGUUUGUUCAAGUUCAGCCACAGUUGGGAGCUGCGCAACACAAAUAGUGUGUAGAACACUGAGCAUCACUAAGUGCUUUACGCUGACAUAAUUCUUUUUCCAUUACAUCCCAAAAUGGCACCCAGCCGACUUACUUUUUUUUUUUUGUUUUUUGUUUUUUGUUUUUUUGAAACCAGCACUCAGUCAUAAUCUAUUGCUUAAAGUGAAACCUCAACAAGCUUUCUUCUCGGGAGUUUUAUGCCUCUUGUGUUGCGUGGCUAUCGCAGGGACAGCAACUGGAGCAAGUUGAAAGACUGUGAAAGUAUGUAAUAGAUCUAAUAAGCUAACAUUUUAUACAUAUUAUCUGUCAAGUGCGCCGUGUCAGUGACCUAUGCCAUGUACAGUAUGUGCCGAGGUAUGCUUACGUAAGCUACAUUUGUCUGCUAUGUAGGUGAAUCUGCAUCCGUGUACAGGACACGUAAAGCCUGUACGUGGCACUCACACAGAGACACACAUGUUUGCCUUAAUUGACUGAUUUGAUUUUCCCUUUCUGACAUAGCCACAAACAUUUUAAUCAGUGUGACAGACAGAUAGGCAUAUCUAUGGUUCUCUGUUAGGACAUUAUUUAGUCACUUAGGUUGCUCAUUGAUAGCUAAGCUUAUGGCAAAUGAGACCUUUUGUAAAGGUCUUUGGCACUUGCAAAACCUGUUUUUAAUCUAUGAAUCCUGUCAUCAAGACUUUUGACAAUAUGCCUGUGACAAACACAGCAGCGUAGCACACUGCACACAAUAAAUAAGCUAAGUAAAUCAAGGUCGUGCCGUAUGCUGUCGGGUAUGCGCUGCGACACAAUGGAUUUUCACGGGGAAAGGCACGUGUCUGAGUCGAGGGAUGAGCACAUAAGCAAACCUCACAGUGCAAAACACAUCCUUGAGAGAGCGCGCUCGAGUGACUCAAAUGGAAAUGGACUUUUGUAUUUGAGCAACUCCCAUCAUGAAGAGAGAAAAAGCAAGAGCCAUAGACUAACAACCAGAAAAAGAAAAUGUGAAUAUGAUGAAUGUGUGCCAUUUUUCCUCUUUCUCACCCUCUCUCUCUCCUUUGAAGAGCCCAGUGUUCUGUUGUUGUUGUUGUUGUUGCCGCCGCCGCCUCGUGCCGAUGAUAUAGCGGCAUGUCAUUUGCUGUUGCGGAAAUGUCUUAAUAUAUUUACCAGUGCUGUAAAAAAAAAUACAUGUAUAUAUUUUUAUCGUCAUUCAUGUCACUAAUCAUGAUGUAUUGCUGCCUGGUACAUGUAUUUUCCUAGCAUUAAAGGCAUACUUCACCAA